CUCGAGCUGCUCGCAAAAGGCGGUUGUUGCUGCUGCCGCUGCUGCUCCGGCUGCCUCCUCCUGCCUUCGUUGCUGUCCGGACUGAGCGCUCAGCAUGGAGAAAGGGGGCUUCAGAAGGCUCGGCAGGCUCUUCCACCAUAAGAGCGACUCCGAGCCGGACUCCGAGCCGGACACGAGCAGGGAGACGCCUUUGUCGUCCCCCUGCCCUUCUCCGUCGCUUCAGGGCAAGCGGGAGCAUCGCCGCAGCAGGAGCCCUCCAGGCGCCGACUCCGGAGAGCGCAAGAAGCGCUCGGCUUUCGGGCACUGGCGCCUCAAGAAGAAACACAAGGACCCGCCGGCGGCGGCUCUAGAGACCAGCAGCAGCUACGGGGGCAGCGCACCCGCUUCGCCUUCGCUCUCCUUCUCGUCCUACUUCAGUCCGUCCGAGACCUCGAGCGCCCGGAGCAGUUAUUUUGACAUGCCCGACACGCAAUAUGUUGCUCAGGAAAAUCAGCUGCCACCUCCAGUUCCUUUGCAAGAGACACAGUUUGCUUUUGCUAUCCCAAUGGUUGAGAUAUCUACUUCGACACUGCCAGCAUCAUUUAGAAAGUCCAAAACACACAGUUCAGAAUCUAAAGAAGAAAACAAAAAGAAAGCAGUUUUGGGGAAAUUUGGAAACUUUUUCACUACAGGGAGAAGGAAAAAUCCGAAAAACACGUUAGGAGCUUCUUUAAGGCCAACUGUUAUAGGUGAAACAUCAGGAUCAGUAAAAAAGGGCAUAGCUCCAUUGGCAUCGAUAGAUUUUGAUGACCUAAAAGAUCUGUCUAAAAGUGAAGAGUCUCUUAUUGACAAGAUUUGUGAUCAGAGCCAGUCAAGGAUACAGUAUCCUGUUGAAGAGGCAGAAGACUUCAUCUACAAAAGGGAUCUGACACCUUUGUAUAAUAACAUUGUUUCAGAAUGGAAUACUAAAGGAGUUUCUUCUGACAGUGAAUGUUCAACUGAUUCGCACAGCAGCAGUGAGACAAUUAAAAAUACGUUGUUCGAUAGCAAUCUUACACUCCAGACAGUGGAACCUGAGAAAGAUCUUGUCACAGACACAAUUAAAACCACAACUCCAGAUUUCUUUAAAAGCUUAACUAAUAUACCCAGUGAGGACCUGGAACAUAGCUUAUUAAAUCACAAGCAACUAGUGAACGCACACACAUUUGUAGAAUCGGAAUAUGCAGCAUCAAAAGAUCAACCAGCCAUUUUGGAAUCAAAGCCAAGUGAGCGUGUCCACCCUUCUAAAGUGUUGACAUUGGAUAUUUUUCUUCGUAGAACUGAACAACAUUUGAAUGAGCCAGUGACUAUAUUAGACGACGACUGUAGCAGUGACGACACAAUGGAUAAAAAGUCUGCAGUGAGAAGGUCUGGAAAGAGGAGAAAAUCUCAGUCAUCCGGUGACAUGCCAAAUGGGGAUAGAAAUGUGACUGAGAAUACAACAAAAGAAGAACCUGUUUUUGAUAGUACUCCUGCAGAUCUGGUUUCAGAAAAAGCAAAUGACUCCGAAAGAAAAAUUAAGUCUUCUCAACAGAUUAAUUCUCCCACAGCUCACCAUGACAUAAGGGCUGGAAGUAAUCACAGAGGGCUUAGUAAAACGGAGUUGGAGAAGAGCAAACAGCAACUUCCAACUUCAUCCCCAUACCGGAAAAAGUCAGUUAAAAAGAAUCCAUCUGAUGCAGGUCCUCUUUCACCCACAGGCUUGAAGGGUCAUGGGAAAGAUUCUUCUGUCAAAAGACAGACUGAAGGUGCAAUUGAUGGUAACCUGACAAGAAAAUGCGCUUCAGUAGAAAAGCUUUUUUCUGGAGAGAGCAUUAUAGAGACAUCCAGAGUUACUUCCAUGGGCAACAGAGGCAACAGCACUUCGCCACUUUCUGAAGGGAGCACAGAUUCUAAGGCAUCACAUCCUGUUAACAACUCUGAUGGCAGUGUGCUGUUACACACUGACAAGCAUAAAAAUGGUGAAAUGGGAACACCAAAUGGAAAGCAAACUUCCUCUGACUGGGACAGCACAAGGCAGAGAAAUACGUGUUUUGAUGUUCCCAGAACUGUCACAACAAAAGUUAGCCUUCCAGCAAAACCAAAGAAUAUUGAAUUAAAUCUUAAAGCUUCCCAAACCCUGGAAGAUGCAGAAAAUGAGCAAAAUUCCAUGGACAAAACUGUCAAAAUUAACUUCAGUAUUGCCAAUAAAAUUUCUAUGUUUGAAAACAAGCAAAGCACUCAAAAUCAAUCUGCUGACGUCUCUUCUUCAAAAAAGGGUUCUAUAUCAAAUACAUUUGUUGGUAGAGCAAAGUUGAAAUUUGGGAAACAGACCAUUGAAAGUGAACAGACUAACAGAAUAACAAAUAAAUCAAACAGUCGGCAGAAGCCAUUGCAAAAUGGCACAAAAAUUAAAGAAGCCUCUUCUUCAAAUAUAAAGAUGAAGUCUGAAGGAGGAGUCCAGGCAGGCAUUUCAGCCAAUGAGGAAUUUGGAAAAGCCGCUAGAUCUCGGCUUAAUCAAAAUGGUAACAUAGAAGACAACCAAGUGAGUGUUCCUGUGUCUAAAAAAAUUGAUGCAGACUUAGCUGAGGACAAUUUGCUGCCUAAAACUGCAUCUUUACCACAGAAUGAAGAAAUUGAAACCUCUCAAAAUGACAUUAACAGGAGUAUAAAUGCCAGAUCAACAUAUCCUGAAAGUGUGGAGGAACUUUCCUUGAACACAGAGAUCUAUCCCCCAAGUAAAGAUGAUAACUGUCUCUUGCAAUCUGAUCUAGUGCCCAGAGAAUCAGAUUUGGAGCACAGUACAGCUUCUCGGUUUGAAAUUGAAGACAAAAAUGCAAAUACUGUUUUUGAAAACAUACAGAUGUUUGAGCAACAUAUGAGUGAGCAGCAAAAUCCAAGCAAUGGUUCUAAUGUUCUUAAAGCUGGCCAUGAUAACAUUUGUGAUUCCCCUUCAGACAUGGACAAGUUUACUGAAACACUUAAAAAUCUAGACAGCUCUGUUUGUAUACCUCAGAAAAAGAAAAGACCCAAAGUUCCAAAGACUCCUGCCCCUCACUUUGCUAUGCCUCCAAUUCAUGAAGACAAUUUAGAGAAAAUAUUGGACCCCAAAAUAUUUACACUUGGGUUGGGAAUAAAGAGAGACAAACCCCAAGAUCUAGCCCCAUCAUUACAGCUCAGAUUGCAAAGCCUAGAAACAGAUGCUAGAGUCAGACCCAAGCGUGCCUCCGCUGAAAAUAGCAUCCUUCUCCAAUCACUGAAAGCAUCCAACAGAGGUGAUUCUAUACUCCAGGAAAUGAGUGGGAAAGAGAGCAAAGAUAAUACAGAUGGUGAUGUGAAGAGAUCUCGACUUGAGAAUAGUGCCAUCUUCUCAAGCCUGCUAUUACCUGCAACCAAAGAAAAGGUGUUUACACCUUCUGUCACAUCUGUAAACACUAUCACAACAUCUUUUGCAUCUCAGAAGAGUCCUGAUUCCUUAGAAGUACCUCCUCUAAGAUUUGGUAUAGCUCAGAAAUCAGAGUCUCUUUCAGGUUUCAUGGCUCCAAACUAUAUGGAAAAAUAUUUGCAAACUGAUGAUGCAAAAAAAGAACGAAGUUUACAGUUGCCAAACUUUGGAAACUCUGACACCAGUUUUUCAAGCUGGCUGAAGUCUGGCCAAUAUGAACCAAAUGUCUCCCUUGGUUUCUUAGAUACAGAGGUGUUUUCGGGGAACAACCAAAAUAAAAUUAAUCCUAGACCUGGGAAGCUCAUGAUAUGCAGUAAAUCAGAUCCUUCUGAGAACACUGUUGAAGUUUUUCAUGAUGAGUUGGAUUGUACUUCUUGGAUCCUGCCACCUGUGAUCUUAGUUAAAGUCAUCCGAGGAUGUUGGAUUCUAUAUGAGAAACCGCACUUUGAAGGUCCUUCUAUUCCUCUGGAGGAAGGAGAAUUAGAACUCACAAACCUUUGGGGAGAAGAACCUUCUGACAACCAAGAUGAGUGCAGACCUCCUGAGCCUGCAGUAAUUGGUUCAAUCAGGCAUGUAGUUAAGGAUUAUAGAAUUUGCCAAAUUGACCUGUUUACAGAACCAGAAGGGUUAGGUGCGGUAAAUCAAUAUUUUGAUGACAUUGAAGAAAUACGAAUAAUUGGUAAAUCACAGAAGACUUGUUCUAUCCAAGUGCAUUGGGGCAUGUGGCUGAUUUAUGAAGAACCUGGUUUCCAGGGAAUCCCUCUAAUGCUGGAGCCUGGGAUAUAUCCUAAUCUAUCCUUUUGGGAAAAGAAAGAAGCAUAUAUUAGGUCUAUGAGGCCCUUGAAAAUGGGUGGACGCAAAGUUGAGUGUCCUGAAAGCCCAAAGGUAAUUGUUUAUGAAAAGCCAUUCUUUGAUGGGAAUCACAUAGAACUUGAUUCAGAAUUAGUAGCUCUAGCUGAGGAAGAAGAUAAAAAAGAAGAAUCGGCAGAGCUGGAAACAAGGCCACUCGCAUCCAUAGGAUCCAUAAAAGUGACGGGAGGAGUUUGGAUUGCUUAUGAGAAGCCAGGCUUUGCAGGGCACCAGUAUUUGCUGGAAGAAGGAGAGUACCAGGAAUGGAUGGAUUGGGGAGGUUAUGAUGAGCAGGUGCAGUCACUGCAACCUGUCCUAGGGAGUUUUACACAGCCUCACAUGAUAAUGUAUGCUGAAAAAGACUUUGGGAUUAAAAGUCCCAAUAUAAACGUGUUGGGAAUCAUCUCCAAUUUGAAGGACACUGGCUAUGGACUGAGGACACAAUCCAUAAACGUGUUAAGUGGAGUGUGGGUGGCUUAUGAAAAUCCUGACUUCACAGGAGAGCAGUAUAUCCUUAAUAAAGGAAUGUACCCCAACUAUGAGGCUUGGGGAGGUAGGAAUUGUAAGAUAUCUUCAGUUCAACCCAUAGUUUUGGAUAAUAUAAGUGAUCAUAUGGGGAAAUUUAAGGUCCAGUUAUUUUCAGAACCAGAGUUCCUGGGGAGCAGUCAAAUAUUUGAAAAGGAUACAUCUCAGAUUUUUCCUGCUAAGUCUUCAAAAGUUUUAUCUGGCAGUUGGAUUGCAUACGACAAGGAAGAUUUCUCUGGUAAUCAGUAUGUGUUAGAAGAAGGAGCCUAUCCUGAUCUUUCUGCAAUGGGUUGCCUACCCCAAACAUGCUUGAAGUCUCUACAAGUUGUAAAUAUUGAGCUUUCUGAGCCAGUCAUAACCCUUUUUGAAAAGGAAAACUUCCAGGGAAAGAAAAUGGAAUUUACUACAGAAAUUGUAAAUCUCUCAUUUCUUGGCUACAAUCCUCAUGCAGCUUCGGUACAAGUUCAUGGUGGCAUAUGGGUUAUUUAUGAACACAAUAAUUACAGAGGCCGUCAGAUUUUAUUAUCACCUAGAAAAAUACCAAACUGGUAUGAGAUAAGUGGCUACCAUAGAAUAGGUUCUCUACGACCCUUACUGCAGAAACGAGUGUACUUCAGACUUCAAAACAAAGAAACAGGAAAGUUCAUGUCAACUGAUGGAAACCUAGAUGACUUGAAUCUUCUGAGGAUACAGGUUGUAGAAGAUUCUAAAUCUGAUGAGCAAGUCUGGGUUUAUCAAGAUGGAUUCAUCAAAAGCAAAGUAGCAGAAGAUUUCUGCUUGACAAUUGUAGGAAAUCUCAUCACUCCUGGUGCAAAACUGGGCCUGGCACUUGAGCAGAAUGAAGAAAAACAAUUUUGGACUAUUAAGCCAGAUGGCAGGAUCUACAGCAAGAUGAAGCCAAAUUUAGUUUUAGAUAUUAAAGGAGGAACACACUAUGAUCAAAAUCACCUCAUUGUCAGUUCAGUCAGUGAAGACAAGCCAACACAGUGCUGGGAGCCAAUGGUUAUGUAAACAAAUUCCACUAGGAACCGAGGAACAGCCCUAUCUUAACUCGGAUAUGAGGAGUGGCGGCAGAGAAGACAUCAGAUCAAUGCUUGUGCAAGCUUCACAGGAACUUCAACAGCAAAAUGUAAUGCUCCCCAGCAAAUUGUGCAUGUGUGAGUGUAUUCCUCGAUAAAAACGAACAACCCUUCCCCUACAGUUACUUUUUUCUUUAUUCAUUAUUAAAAUUUAUCACCAGCAGUUAUGUCAGGUCAGUGAUAACUUAAAAUUGCAAAUUAAAAUGUAUUCUGGAUUAGUAAUUAAUUUCCAAAGAUCUGUUUUAAUCCACUAGUGUUGUGGGAUCUAUUCUGAAACAUAAUUUGCCUUUUUGCACUGGAAUGUUUUUAAAAAAUAGAAAUUCAUCUGUAAGUACUCCCCCCACCCCACACACACAAUUCAGAUCAUACAGGUAAUAUUUCUAUUUUUACAAAGUUGCUGUUGCAUGUUCACAUAUUUUAGUAAGGUAAAUAAAUAUUUUUAAGUCUAUGAUUGCUAUCAAGAUACUUAGCUCAGAUGUUUAUAGCAAACAGAUUAGAAUGCCAAAUGAGCUUAUCAGCUGUUAAAAUUUGCCCAUUACAUAUUUGCAUAGCUGCCUUACUUUAUACAAGUAUUAUUUAGCUCUUUGUAAAGGCGCAAGUGUGUUUCUUUCACCUUUAAGUGUAGGAGGGUUUUUUAUUUGAGUAUCAACCUGAGAACCAAAUUUCAUUAAAAAAAAAAUUAAAAACUGG
Molecule: messenger RNA, 6585 nt
Organism: Hemicordylus capensis (graceful crag lizard)
Lineage: Eukaryota; Metazoa; Chordata; Lepidosauria; Squamata; Cordylidae
Gene: CRYBG1
Product: crystallin beta-gamma domain containing 1
Exons: 23
Coding region: 95-5827 (1910 amino acids)
Source: RefSeq, a predicted model, not a curated record